UAGUUGCACAUCCGAUGAAAACAAAUAUGGCGUCGAGUUACACAUCGUCUCCUCGAUACGUAAAUGAUACAGAUUUCGAUGAUGUAGAUAGUUUAGAUUUAGAUGAUGAUCGAGACUUUGAUGAAAAUUUUACCGAUGAAGCAAUGGCUUCCUUCAACACAGAAGAUGCAAGUGAAACGGACAUGGUUAAGCGUGAAACAGAAUACACGGAAAUCAAAGAGCAAAUGUACCAAGACAAGUUGGCCCACUUGAAGAAGCAGUUGCAGCAACUGGAGGAAGGAACGCUACCAGAGUACAUCAAGAAACGAAAAAAAAUUGAUCAACAGUACAAGGAGCGGAUUCGUGUGAAUGAGAUCUGGAGAGAGUUUGAACUUGAUGUAGUGGAGAGGGAAUAUAUAAAGGAAAAGAAAGCAUCUGUUAAAGAUUUUGAGUUAAUGUUCCAGGAGAAGAAGAUUGAACUGAAAAAGAAUCUUAUUGAAGAGUUGGAAGAUAAAAAGAAGAACAUUGAAAGUGAAAGAAAUUCAAUGGACCUUACAGGAGGGUUCCUGUUAUCUGACUCCAUGGAAAUGAAACCUGUAACCACAAGGAAGCUACGUCGACGACCAAAUGACCCCAUGCCAUUACCAGAGAAAAGGAGGAAACAAAAUCCAGCUCAGCUAAAUCUUUUCCUGGAUGAUGAAGAUAUUAUGGAUGAUUUGAGAAUCAUCAACAAAGUUAGUGGAAAGCCUGUCAGCAAAAAAGUCACCCCUCAUCCCUCACCCAUAGAACCUAUCAUAGCAGAGGCCAAGAUAGAUGAUGGAAGACUGUAUUAUGACAAGAGAUGGUUUCACCGGAAUCAACCAGUAUUUGUAGAGUCUAAGGAUAUGGGGAAAUUUACAGGAGUUAUUACAACAGUGGGAUCACAAGAGAUUUGGAUUAGGAAAAUUCCAGACAAUUGUAAAAUGAGAAUUUCUGUUGGACAAUUAGAAAAAGGACAGAUAUUUUUAAGGAGGAGGUGAAAAGUGUAUGAUUUUUUUUAGCAUUGCUAUUGAGCUAAUAUGCCAAGGAUUGAAUGAACAUUCAGUCUUCAUAAAGAUGUGAAAGAAGUGUGGAACACUGCCAUAUAUGUGACAAUUGUAUUUGUACAUGUAUCUUGUUUUAUCUACUUUUAUGAAAUUUAUUACUUGGGUAGUAAUAAAUAUGUUUUGUUGAAUAA
This is a messenger RNA of Magallana angulata, 1195 nucleotides long. Its product is annotated as sin3 histone deacetylase corepressor complex component SDS3-like. Gene Ontology annotation, cellular component: Sin3-type complex. Gene Ontology annotation, molecular function: histone deacetylase binding. The record is from RefSeq and is a predicted model, not a curated record. Bases 15 to 998 code for a protein of 327 amino acids. Gene Ontology annotation, biological process: negative regulation of transcription by RNA polymerase II. The transcript is spliced from 10 exons. NCBI's taxonomy places the organism in Eukaryota, Metazoa, Mollusca, Bivalvia, Ostreida, Ostreidae.